AUGUCUACAAUUCUUCUCUUCUGCACUGCCCAGAUGCCUGCAAGGGUAAUCAACCGCCUAAUGACUGACUGCGCUCUCCCAGAACAAGCAGCCAAUAUCUUCAGUCUUGUCCGUGAUCCAUCCCAAGAAACCUUGGAUGAAUGGCAGAGCGACCCGCCCAUUCCUGAUUUCACCACAGGUUUUGAAGGUGCUUCUGACGCUGAAAUUCGCUGUUACACACGCAAUCGCCUAGAAGACCUCACAAGCCGCCAUGCAAGCAGUCUAAGUACUAGGUGGAUUUCUGUCCUGGAUGACAAAUCUCCUACUGAAGACACAGUAGUCGUGCAUCAUAACAUGCAGAAAUCAUCGUGGGUGGAGCUGUUGGAAGAGAGGGAGGAGGAGGUGUUUAUCGCUGGACAGGCGGAAGUAAAUGAGGCUGAGGACUUUAUUUGGUGGAAGUGGCGGAUUCCAUUCAAGUCUGCGUUCAAUAUCUGGAAUAAUAUCCAAAGUCUGGGGUGGGAGGCGCUGGAAUUGUACUCACGGGAUGAGUAUCUGGGAGAAGAUGGAAUUGUUCAGGCUCAUAUACCAGACCAGAUUGUGGAUGGAAAAUUGCCAGAUCCUAAGGGAGUAUUUUAG
Messenger RNA from Aspergillus glaucus CBS 516.65, 615 nucleotides. RefSeq lists its product as uncharacterized. NCBI's taxonomy places the organism in Eukaryota, Fungi, Ascomycota, Eurotiomycetes, Eurotiales, Aspergillaceae. The record is from RefSeq and is a predicted model, not a curated record. The coding region runs from base 1 to 615 and encodes 204 amino acids. The transcript is spliced from 2 exons.